Messenger RNA from Sporothrix brasiliensis 5110, 1638 nucleotides. RefSeq lists its product as uncharacterized. The record is from RefSeq and is a predicted model, not a curated record. NCBI's taxonomy places the organism in Eukaryota, Fungi, Ascomycota, Sordariomycetes, Ophiostomatales, Ophiostomataceae. The transcript has 2 exons. The coding region runs from base 1 to 1638 and encodes 545 amino acids.
AUGCCCUCCCCUUGGCGAUUUAUUGCAGACACGGAGUCCGAGUCCGAGACAAGCGACGAUGGCUAUGGUGGUGCCGACAAGGAGACGGUGCAGCUGCAGGCGUUGCGUGGAGAGGUGGUGCCGGCGCUGCCAAGUCUCAAGGACGAGACGCUGCAGCGGUGCGUGAUACACGGAGUGCGGCACCACGCCGACUAUGCCAGCUCGCCUGAGAUCUUGGAAAUCUGUGCUUCAAGGCAGUAUCCAGCCAUUGUACGAGCCAGACAUGCCCGACUGAUUAUGAGCGACGUCAUUCCCCAAGAUAUGGGCGACGGCAACGGGGCGGACCAGCAGACGCUGCCCUACUGCAUCUGGUACCCGGACGUCGCACGCGAGGAGACCUACCGCGCGCUUGUGCGGCAGUAUCCCCAGAUGCGCUACGCCGUCGGUCGCGCCUGUGCAGUCGCUGGCUAUGCCGCUCUGUACCAUGAACUGGGCCUGCUGCCGGAUGUGUCCAUCGCCGACGAGGCACGCGACAACAUGGAGCGCGUGCCCGGCAGCCGUGCCAUUUUUCGCGACAUUAUGGGGCAGACGCUGCGGUUUGCUGUCAUGGACGACUACACGCGAUCCGUGCAUCUGGAGCAACCACGAGCGGGUGCAUUGCUCAAUGACGACACGGCCGUGCGUUCGCGGCUCGACAGCGAUUCCAUUGGUCUUGCAGACUAUCGUCGCAACGGACGACGGCACGUGUACUUUGACAUUGCCGAGGACCACGGGCUGGCCGAAGAGACGCGCAGUCCGCAUUGGUCACCUCUGAUCGCCGAUGAAGGUACGCUGGCACUGCUCUACGCACCACUGCCGCCCGACCUGCAAGCUGUCAACAAGGACAUGCUGAUCCUGAUGGCGGCCGCCGAGGGCAAUGUCGACCGGUACGCGCGGCUGCGGCGGCCGUCUUUGGUGGAAAACGAGCUCUUCUGCGUGGUUCGUGGUAUCUACCAUAGCACCAUGUUUGCCAAGUGGUGGGCAAUGCAGUUGGACGACACGCGAGACGGAGCAAGGGCUCCAAGCCCCGUAUUGGAGGCCUUGCAAACAAACAACGCUCCCUUUCUGCGCGAGGCCGUCAACGCCCGCCACAUCAUGAGCAACGACGUUUCACGCAUCACCGCCGAGACACCCAGCAGCGAGAUUCCCUACGUGAUCUGGCACCCACGCCUGCCGGACUGGGCCACCUUGCGCGAGCUCGUCCGCCGCCGGCCCGACAUGCGUUCACAGGCAGCUCACGCCUGCAUCGUGGCCGACUACCAGGGUACCUAUGACGGCCUGCAGCCGGAGCCCUCGUACGUACUCUGGACAGAAGCCAAACGACAGAUGCACCGGAAUCCGCACUACGCGCAGGAUCUCGAGCAACGCGCAGACGCGCUCGGACUUUCUCUCCACGAAGAACGACCCGCAGACCACGUCGAGGCCGUGGGGGCGAUCCGUGUCCGCGACACGGAUCCGACGGAUGCCUGGCUCUACACCCAGCUCGAUCCGUCGCUGAUGCUGUUUGCCGGGCACGGAUCGGGUGGCAUCUACCAAGGUUUUCAGCCGACCACCAGCUACGUGGACUUGGCCGUAUGCGGCAUUGUGGAGGAUGAGGUGGAUGACGAUGUGAAGGAGUAA